GUUGGCAGCCACAGAGCGGCGCAUGAAACGAACUCGUGUUGUCUACGAAGAGUCCAGAGCUUGUUGUCACUAAAAUAUUUUUUCACCACCACGGCCUCUGUCUUCUUUCUUCUUUUCCUUCGACAAAAGUGGAUAGAAACAACCAACUAUUGAAUUCCCAACCGAGUUGCUUCAUCAAGGAAGUUGGGUUGCAUUUGAAAAGCAGCAACCAGGUGUCAGACUUUUUCUUGUUCCACGUUUGAGUUUGGCAAUUGAUGGCUUUGGAUAUUGGAAGCAUUCCUUUCUUCACAAGCCUCUCAAUUCCCUUGCAGAAGCUCCAAACUUGAUUGCGCAUUUCCGCUUUUCUGAUCCUUUUUUGGGUGUUCUGGUGUCUGGAAAUGAUUGUGGUAUUGGACUCUGUUUCUGGUUUCUGGGGAAAGUGGUGUGCGGGUGGAUAAUGGCAGCGGGAAUGCACUUAGGUGGUCCUUCGCAUGGUGUAGCAUGAAGGACUGUUGGUGGUGGGUUUUCAUUGCUGGAGGUUGGUGUUCUUCGUCUGGCUAUGGAAGGUGAAAGUCCGGCAUCAAAGCGGGUUUUGUACGUUGUUCUGGUGGUGAUUCUUCUUCUCUUCCUCCUGUUGUCCAUGGUUUCUGUUCCGGUUUUUCAUGGAUUCAAAGUGCUGGUUUCUUCAAAGGCAUAUCUAUCAAAGUCAGCAUUUGAAAUCCCAGUCACGCAGGAUGCUGUGAGACCAAGCUUGUGUUCUCUUGGUGCUGACUCUGGAUUUCCUUCUUUGGGAACUACACUUCCACCAGCAUAUGACCUUCUACAGCAUAUGCAUCAGCAAAAUGACUGUUUGACAUCUGCUUCACAAGCAUCUUCUUCCCUCCCACCAACUAUUGAUGAUAGAGGAACCAGUGUACGAUCUCCUGAGCAAGCACGACAUACGAAAGCGCUAACUCCUGUCAUUCAACCUGCAGCUUCUCCGACGGAGUCAAUGAAAGGAGUCAUGCAACAGCCCUCUCUUUCUCCAGAUGAUUCGUCCCAUUAUCUUGGCACUGAACCUCCACUUCUUUCUCCAAUAAGUCCAGUGGUGUUUCAUACCGAACCAGGUUUAGUACAUAAAAGAAAAAAGUUACAUCCGGAAGCACAACUACGUGCACCUGCUUCUAAAGUUUCACGAAAAAACUGGGCACUGCAGCCACUCCUGCAAUGCUCAGGUCCAACCCCACCGCCUUUUGCACAUCCACACAUGAUGACAACAUCUCUACCUAUUAAAGAAAUUGCACCAGUUGAGCAUACUCAACAUGGAAAUGCUAUUUCUCCAAGUACGUAUGUUCCAAUGCCCCAUGCAGAAAAUUGGGUGGUCAAUAGAAGAGAUCAUGAAACAGCACCAAGCAGUCAACCAUCUGGUCCAAGCAGUGGCAUAAGUGAGAAAAUUCCACCGACUAUAGCACCUACACUUGGGAAAACUGCAAGUCCUCUGGGCACUGUAUCUCGACCACCAACGAUAUCUUCUGGACCCCAUGGAAGAACUCAAAUAAAUGGGCCUGUGCCUGCACCUGCUAGUUUGUUACCUUCUCUUAUAGCUUCAGCUCCAGAUCAAGUCAUCAGGAAUGCACAUGUAUCAAUUGCACCGUCAAAUUCUGAGCAUCACGUGAAGAGGAUAGUCAAUCAUCUUUCACCUGCAUCUUCAUAUUCAAUUUCACAAUCACACAAUAGAGCUUCUGUGGGGAAUAUUAACUUUCCAUCAAGCAUGUCUCCCUCAAUGCCCGAUGUCAAAAAUUGGACGCCUGAUAGAGAAAGUCAUGAACCAACACCAAGGAGUCACACAGCUGCCCCAAGCAGCGGCAUGGGUGAGAAAAUGCCACCACCUACAGGUGCAUCUCCUCCUGCAGAAGUAGCAGCACCUAGAUCUGAAAAGGCUGCAAGUCCUCUGCAUGCUGUAUCUCAAACGCCAAGGCUGUCUUCCGAACCCCAUGCAAGAAUGCAAAUAAGUGAGCCUAUAGCUGCACCUUCUAGUUUGUUACCUUCUCCAUUUUCUGUUACAGCUUCAGCUCCAGAGGAAGGCAUCAAGAAGCGACAUGUAUCAAUUGCACCAGCAGGUUCAAAGCAUGUGAAAAGGAUAUUUAGUCAUCUUUCACCUGCAUACUCGUACACAACUUCUGCAUCACAUGAAGAAGGCCUGGGUAUGUCACCAUCUCCUUCUCAAAGGGCCUCCAGUCUGGGUAGUACAUUCCUGCUUCCACCAGCAUCCCCUCCAACUUGGAGAUGGCACGUGCAAGAUGUUGCUCCAUUCUCCUAUGGUGGUCCUGCAUUUCCUGAUGUAAUUUCCCCCCCUCCAUCAUCUUCAGCAAGAGCCAAAAAAACAGUAUUUCCAUUGCUACCACCACCACCCCCAAACAAAGAUUGUGAGUCAUUUACAUGUUCAGAGCCUUACACAAAUACUCCGUCAGGAUCGCCAUGUGGUUGUGUAUUGCCUAUUCAAGUUGGACUACGUCUCAGUGUUGCACUGUAUACAUUUUUCCCUUUAGUAUCAGAGCUAGCAUCAGAAAUAGCAACUGGUGUCUUCAUGAAAGCAAGCCAGGUCCGUGUUAUGGGUGCAAUUGCAGACAACUACCAACAGGAGAAAACUGUUGUACGUAUUGAUUUGGUGCCACCUAAACAAGCAUUUGAUGCUAAUACAGCAUUCUCUGUCUAUGAGAAAUUCUGGCACAAGGAGACUGCCAUAAAAAGUAAACUAUUUGGAGACUAUGAAGUAUUAUACGUCCGAUAUCCAGGGCUUCCUCCGCCUCCACCUUCAGCUGCAGCAGAUACUACACUCAAUGGUGAGCCAUCUAUACCAGAAAAUUAUUCAGGAAUCUUUAAGCCCCUUGGUGUCAAUGUGAGACAACAAAGAAACAAGUGGAGAGGCAGCUUCAUUGCUAUUGUUGCUCUUUCUUCAGCUAUAGCAUUGGUUUUGUGCCUCGGUGCAACUUGGUUUUUCAAUUUUAAGUGCAGAGAAUCUAGAGGCCACUAUCAAAACUCCAGCUCAUCACCAUGGUCAUUGGCUUCAAGUGUCACAAAGCCAUCAGCAGGAGUAGGAUCUCCAUUAUCAGGCAGUGGGCUGAAUUCUUCAUUCAGUUCCAGCAUUGCAGCAUAUACUGGAUCUGCUAAAACAUUCACCUUAAAUGAGAUGGGAAAAGCUACAAAUAAUUUCAAUCCUGCAAGAAUACUUGGGGAGGGUGGUUUUGGUCGAGUUUACAGUGGUGCUCUUGAAGAUGGAACCAAGGUGGCAGUGAAAGUCCUCAAGCGGGAAGAUCGACAAGGUGGGAAGGAGUUUCUAGCUGAAGUGGAGAUGCUUAAUCGUCUGCAUCACCGAAAUUUGGUGAAGUUAAUUGGUAUAUGCGUAGAGGAGCGCAACCGCUGCUUGGUAUAUGAACUUGUUCCUAAUGGUAGCGUGGAAUCCCAUUUGCAUGGAGUGGACAAACAGUUGGCGCCACUUGAUUGGAGUGCACGAAUGAAGAUUGCACUUGGUUCUGCGCGAGGUCUUGCAUAUCUACAUGAAGAUUCAAGCCCUCGCGUUAUCCAUAGGGAUUUCAAGUCAAGCAAUAUUUUACUUGAAGAUGAUUUUACACCAAAAGUCUCUGAUUUUGGCUUGGCUCGUGCAGCUCUAACAGAUGGGAAUGAGCACAUCUCCACACGUGUUAUGGGAACUUUUGGUUAUGUUGCUCCAGAAUAUGCUAUGACUGGUCAUCUUCUUGUCAAAAGUGAUGUUUACAGCUACGGCGUUGUUCUUCUUGAGCUACUAACUGGAAGAAAACCAGUGGAUAUGUCACAGCCCCAAGGCCGAGAAAACUUGGUUAGUUGGGCUCAUCCACUUCUUACAAGUAGAGAAGGUCUGGAGAUGAUUGUUGACCCAGCCUUCUCUGGUAGUUACCCAUUUGACAGUGUUGCCAAAGUUGCUGCAAUAGCUUCCAUGUGCGUGCAGCCUGAAGUUUCAAAUCGACCAUUUAUGGGUGAGGUGGUACAGGCUCUAAAGCUUCUCUGCAGUGAGGCUGAUGAAAUGUACAGUGGAUCAGAAAACUACAGCCAAGAGUCUCUUCAGGACUUUGAGAUCAUAACCAGUUCCUCAGGCUCGGCGUAUUUGAAUCACUCUUCCUCGUUUGCCGUAGUUGAUUGCAGACACAUUCUAGAGUCUAGUAGGGUUCUAUCAGCAUCAGAUAUAUUAAGUAGUUCAACGAGGCCUGCGGAACCCGUAUCAGAUUCCUUUAGGAGGUAUCCUGUCUCUGGUCCACUAAGACCAAACAAAAGGCAGCAAUUCUGGCAGAGAUUUAGAAGAUUAUCAGGCAGAAUAGCGAGCGAACAUGCAGUUGUGCUAAAUAAGAGCAAACUUUCACUGGAACAUCCGUGACGUCUGUCCAUAACACACCAGAGCGUAAGUUGCAGCAGCUCAUGCUUGUCUGAACCAACAUAUGGACUUCAAUACACUAGUGGCGUUUACUCACGAUGUAAAUUUCACUUCAGGGAGUUGAAUUUACUAGGUUUAUUAUCUGAUUUUGGAGCGGUACCAAAGCCUACAUUCUCUUAUACUCAAGUUGAAAGUAGCCUGCAUGAUCUGCAUCUGCUCUAAAGCUCCUAUGAUACCAUUGCUCUGAUUCAGUGAAGUGAUUCACGAGCCAAAAAUUAAGAGUAAGCUUGAAGAAGAUAAACUCACAAACGCAAAUGAAAACAGACACAGUGAGAUAUCAUGCUUUAGUACGCAGUCAUGUUUCAGCACGUUUGUACGGCCUGUUUAGUUUUCAAAGGCAGAUGACUUGGAGCUUUUGAGGAUCUCACUUUUAGAGUUCAGUGAAGCGCUUAAUAUUAGUCUUUUAGCAACCAGUUGAAUUAAGCGCUUAAUAUCAAUCUGUAGCAAGAUUUUUUAUAUUUGUAUUUGUGAAAUAUAUAGAGAAUUCUGAAAAAACAAACCAUUG
Molecule: messenger RNA, 4928 nt
Organism: Nymphaea colorata (pocket water lily)
Lineage: Eukaryota; Viridiplantae; Streptophyta; Magnoliopsida; Nymphaeales; Nymphaeaceae
Product: receptor-like serine/threonine-protein kinase ALE2
Exons: 16
Coding region: 539-4366 (1275 amino acids)
Biological process (GO): protein phosphorylation
Molecular function (GO): protein kinase activity; ATP binding
Source: RefSeq, a predicted model, not a curated record